AUGGCAUCUCAAGACCCCUCCAACAAUGCCGCGGGGCACAAUCACUCACACGCCUCAAGACCAGCAACAGCUCUCACCUCAGACUCCCAGCCAGACCUAAUCGAAACGACUGCUGGUCCUCCUGAACCUCCCCCCGUCGUCGACAUCAAGAAUCUCCUCCGCCGUCUCUGGCCACAGCAGCCUGAUAUCACACCGGACGAGAUCUCUGAUGCCAUCGCCCACUUCUUUACCGACCGCAUCGACGAUGUGCAGACAGGCGCCCUGUUGAUGUGCCUGCACUUCACCGGUCUGGACAGAGAUCCAGCUGUCCUCUCACAGUGUGCUCGCAAGAUGCUCAAGGCCGCUGCCCGCGUCGAUGCUGGACUGCUCCGCCAUGUCGUCCAGACCAGAGGGCGCAAGGAGGGCAGCUAUCGUGGCGGCUUUUGUGACAUAGUCGGCACGGGCGGCGAUUCCCACAAUACCUUCAACAUCUCCACGACCGCCUCCAUCCUCGCCUCCUCCCUCCUUCUCGUCUCCAAGCACGGCAACCGCGCCUCCACCUCCAAGUCCGGCUCCGCCGACCUCAUCGCCAACAUGGCCUUCCCGCGCCCCCCCGACAUGACCGCCGUCGAGCCCGAGCACAUCGGCCAGAUCUACAGCCGCACCAACUACGCCUUCCUGUUCGCCCCCUCCUUCCAUCCGGGUAUGCGCUUCGUUAGCCCCAUUCGCCGCAAGCUGCCCUGGCGCACCAUCUUCAACCUUCUGGGGCCUCUCGCCAACCCCAUGGACGUCCACGACAGCCCCAUGAUCGAGGCCCGCGUCAUCGGCGUCGCCAGGCGCGAUCUGGGCCCCGUCUUCGCCGAGGCUCUCAGGCAAAACGGCGUCAGGAAGGCCAUGGUUGUCUGCGGCGAGGAGGACCUGGAUGAGGUCAGCUGUGCCGGGCCCACACUAUGCUGGAGGCUCGCUGAGGGUCCUGCCGGCGACGUAGAAGUGCGCCACUUCAGCCUGACGCCCGAGGACUUUGGUCUCUCGAGGCACCCUUUGUCCACGGUGUCACCGGGUAAGGAGCCAGCCGAGAAUGCCAAGAUCCUGAAGAGCAUACUGAACAACGAGUUGGCCGACGACGACCCCAUCCUCGAGUUCGUCCUCAUCAACACGGCCGCCCUGUUUGUGAUAUCAGGAGUUUGCGAAGCGGAUUCCAGUGACAUGGGCGCCGGCGACGACGGCAAGGUGGUCACAGAGGUCGGGCCUGGAAGUGGGAGAUGGAAGGAAGGAGUCAGGAGGGCAAGAUGGGCCAUAAAGAGUGGCGAGGCCUGGAGACAGUGGGAUGCAUUUGUCGAGGUCACGAAUAGCUUCCCCAGCUAA
This is a messenger RNA of Cryphonectria parasitica EP155, 1344 nucleotides long. RefSeq lists its product as uncharacterized. Gene Ontology annotation, biological process: L-tryptophan biosynthetic process. Gene Ontology annotation, cellular component: cytosol. Gene Ontology annotation, molecular function: anthranilate phosphoribosyltransferase activity. The transcript is spliced from 2 exons. Bases 1 to 1344 code for a protein of 447 amino acids. The record is from RefSeq and is a predicted model, not a curated record. NCBI's taxonomy places the organism in Eukaryota, Fungi, Ascomycota, Sordariomycetes, Diaporthales, Cryphonectriaceae.